This is a messenger RNA of Amorphotheca resinae ATCC 22711, 624 nucleotides long. RefSeq lists its product as hypothetical. Bases 1 to 624 code for a protein of 207 amino acids. The record is from RefSeq and is a predicted model, not a curated record. The transcript has a single exon. NCBI's taxonomy places the organism in Eukaryota, Fungi, Ascomycota, Leotiomycetes, Helotiales, Amorphothecaceae.
AUGCCAUCAACCGAACUUUCAGUCGAGGAAACCAUGGGAGGCGCAAACAGCACGGCGCGCGAAUACCAAAGCAACGCCCCGGUCAAGCAGGUCAUCGGAAACUAUUCCAAGGUUAUAGGACAGAAGGAGGAGCGUACCUACACCAACCGCAACGCCGUCCGGAUCAUCGUGAUCAACGCCAUCGGCCACAUGGCGGUUCUGGAAGACAAAGACAAAAGCUACUACAGCCUACCCAACGGUAUCGUCGCGUACGAUGCAGAUCACCAGAAUGCGGGCGAAGAAAGCGUUAAAGAGCAACUCGGUUGCGAGGUUGUGGUGUAUGAGGAGUGUAUUGCGGCGGCGGAAGAGUGGAGGGGUGAUUUGCAUCAGCAGUCUUUUUGCUAUGUUGCGAGAAUGAUGGAGGAUAAGGAGAAGACUGAACUACUGUCUGUGGAGGGCCGGGAUGGAUUGCAGAUUAUGUGGGUUGAGGUCAACGAGGCUAUCGGGAUGAUGAAGAAGUCGAAGCCUACGUCGGAGUUGGGCAAAUCGGUUAGGGAGAGGGACUUGUUCUUUGUGAAGGAAUAUGAUAGGCUGCUAUGGUCAGGAGGAUUGCGAGCCAUGUACGAUGAUUGGUUCAAGGUUUGA